GUAUUGAAUCAUAUCGGAUCACGCAGGAAUAUGUAUAUAUUGAAAACGAAGGGGCGGCGAAGGGGAAGGAAAGGAAAGGAAAUAGAUAAGGAAAGGUGAGAACCGUACCGUACGCAAGUGGAUCUGCUGCAGCGAAGUGCAACCUCAACCGGAACGCUCGGGUUGAAUAAUCUGCAGAAGCGAUUCGAUUAGAUGCGAGGGCACGAUUGGAUCAACACGUUGCUACCCGACGAGAUAAUCGUCGAGAUCUUCCGUCUCCUCGACUCCAAGUCCAGCCGCGACGCCUGCUCCCUCGUAUGCACGCGCUGGCUCCGCCUCGAGCGCCUCACACGCGCCGCCAUCCGCAUCGGCGCCUCCGGCUCCCCGGACCUCUUUGUGCAUCUCCUCGCCGCCCGUUUCUCCAACGUCACCACGGUUCACAUCGACGAGCGUUUCUCCGUUACCGUCCCCACAUUUGGGAGAAGACGUACGAGAGAUAAUUCCUCUUUGUCGGAUAAAAACGGAACUGCAUCCGCGGACGGCGGUUUUGAUUCGCACUGUUUGUCUGAUUCUGGUUUGGCUGCUCUAGCCAAAGGCUUUCCCAAGCUCGAGAAGCUUAGGUUAAUUUGGUGCUCUAACGUCACUAGCAACGGAUUGUCAUCGCUGGCAAGGGAAUGCACUUCUUUGAAGUCCCUGGACUUGCAGGGGUGUUAUGUUGGAGAUCAAGGUUUGGCUGCUGUUGGGCAGUGUUGCAAGCAACUUGAAGAUUUGAAUCUGCGUUUCUGUGAAGGCUUAACUGAUACGGGUUUGGUUGAACUAGUGUUAGGGGUGGGGAAGUCAUUAAAAUCCCUUGGAGUAGCAGCUUGUGCUAAAAUAACCGAUGUUUCAAUGGAAGCUGUGGGAUUACACUGCAGAUCCCUUGAUACCUUAUCAUUGGACUCUGAGUACAUCCAUAAUCGAGGGCUGCUUGCUGUGAUUAAAGGAUGUCCACAUUUAAAAGUUCUAAAGCUGCAAUGUGUUAAUCUUUCAGAUGAUGCUUUGGAAGUUGUUGGCACUUCUUGUUUGUCUCUGGAGUUAUUGGCUCUAUAUAGUUUUCAGAGAUUUACUGAUAAGGGUUUGUGUGCUAUUGGGAAUGGAUGUAAGAAGUUAAAGAACUUGAUUUUAAGUGAUUGCUAUUUUAUAAGUGAGAAGGGUUUGGAAGCAAUUGCUACAGGCUGCAAAGAACUUACUCAUCUUGAAGUGAAUGGGUGCCACAACAUUGGAUCUUCGGGGCUAGAAUCUGUUGGAAAAUCUUGCCAACAUCUGACUGAGUUAGCAUUGCUUUACUCCCAAAAAAUUGGUGAUGUUGGCCUCCUUGAGGUUGGACAGGGAUGCAAAUUAUUGCAAGCGCUUCACUUGGUAGAUUGCUCAAGCAUUGGAGAUGAAGCCAUGUAUGGUAUUGCCAGUGGAUGCAGGAAUUUAAAGAAACUUCAUAUCCGUCGCUGUUAUGAGAUUGGGAACAAGGGCAUCGUUGCUGUUGGUCAGCACUGUAAGUUACUCACAGAUCUUAGCAUCCGAUUCUGUGAUAGGGUGGGUGAUGAGGCCCUUAUUGCUAUAGCUGAGGGCUGUUCCCUUCAUAAUCUGAACGUAAGUGGUUGCCAUCAAAUUGGAGAUGCUGGAGUGAUAGCCAUUGCCAGGGGUUGCCCUCAACUCUGUUAUUUGGAUGUUAGUGUACUGCAGAAUUUGGGUGAUAUGGCUAUGGCUGAGUUGGGAGAACACUGUCCAUUGCUGAAAGAAAUAGUACUCUCACAUUGCCGGCAAAUAACAGAUGUUGGGUUAGCCCAUCUUGUAAAAAGUUGCACGAUGCUUGAGUCAUGCCACAUGGUUUAUUGCUCUGGUAUAACUUCAUCUGGAGUGGCCACAGUGGUUUCUAGCUGCCCCAAUAUAAAAAAAGUCCUUGUGGAAAAGUGGAAGGUUAGCCAACGUACAAAGCGCCGAGCAGGCUCUAUAAUUUCCUACUUGUGUGUAGACCUUUAGACCUCCUUCGGUAUAGAUGCAUAUCCCCAAGCUUUUUACUGUUAUAUGUGUGAAUAUAUAUAGAACUGCAGGUUAUGACAAUCGGCACAAUAGUAGGAUGCAUGGUUGUGCAUGUUUUGCUGGUGCAGGACUUUCGAUCCCUUGGUGAAUAAGGUUUUUUCUUGUACAUAUUAAUAUCGUUCUAGUGUCAGGGAUUUGUCAUAGGAGAGUGAAGAGUAUAGAAACUAAUAGGCCUGGAUAAAAAGGUGUGGCUUUCAAUAACUUGAUUUAUGUAUAUAUAUAUAGUUGAAGAAAUACUAUGACUCUGAAAUUGUUUAUUCCAAAAUUAAAAAAAAAAAUGUGCCUUUCAUAUUGAUGUUUCACACAAAAUUUGUUGAGUAAAACCAAGGUUUGCUUUUAUCUA
Cajanus cajan (pigeon pea) is the source of this 2398-nucleotide messenger RNA. RefSeq lists its product as uncharacterized. NCBI's taxonomy places the organism in Eukaryota, Viridiplantae, Streptophyta, Magnoliopsida, Fabales, Fabaceae. The record is from RefSeq and is a predicted model, not a curated record. Gene Ontology annotation, cellular component: SCF ubiquitin ligase complex. Gene Ontology annotation, biological process: SCF-dependent proteasomal ubiquitin-dependent protein catabolic process. Gene Ontology annotation, molecular function: protein binding.